AUGGAUAUAGAGGAAAACCCUCGUUCGGGAAUUAAUCGUUUGAUUUUCAUUACCUUUUACGACCACGAUGCAGUUAGGAUGGCCUUAACGACUCAACCUCUCAUUCUAAACGGCGAAAACAUGAAGGUAUUGCCAUGGAUGGUGAUGGGAGCUGCAGGCGUUGGUGGUGGCGGAGACAAUGGCGAAGCCGGUGCCGCUGGAGGCCAUGCCGAAGCUGGUGCCGCUGGAGAGGUUGGUGAGGUUGAUGCAGCUGGAGGCGUUGUUGAAGCUGGUGCCGCUGGAGGGGUCGGCGAGGUUGGUGCCGCUGGAGAAAUUGGCCGAAGCGUUGGCGGAGCUGUUGACCGCCGCAUUGCCCGAGGCGGUGGUGGAGUCGGUGCCAACCGCCGCUAG
Messenger RNA from Daphnia pulex (common water flea), 390 nucleotides. RefSeq names its product paraneoplastic antigen Ma6E-like. The transcript has 3 exons. Lineage: Eukaryota; Metazoa; Arthropoda; Branchiopoda; Diplostraca; Daphniidae. The coding region runs from base 1 to 390 and encodes 129 amino acids. The record is from RefSeq and is a predicted model, not a curated record.